This is a messenger RNA of Darwinula stevensoni, 504 nucleotides long. The record is from the annotation of a GenBank genome assembly. NCBI's taxonomy places the organism in Eukaryota, Metazoa, Arthropoda, Ostracoda, Podocopida, Darwinulidae.
AUGAAGGGUGACCCAAGUACUGAAUCGGUCGUCACACAAGAUAAUCAGGACCUCAAUAGUGCUGGUGCCAGUCGGCUAUUGCGAACCAUUCAUUCCUCAUAUGGUGAUCGUAGGAGGUGCGUUCGAGUGAACGGAAUGAGUUCAUGGUACCAAGGUAUAACGCUGGAUUUGGUGCGGCGGAGAGCAGAGCAUAACGAUGGGGAGAUCGGGACGUUGGAGGAACUCUCCCUUCAUCAGCAGGACAUCGAGCGGUUGGAGAACCUAAACAAAUGGUGCAGAAACCUCCGAAUCCUCUACCUCCACGCUAAUCUCAUCCCUCGCAUCGAGAACGUAAAGCAACUGAAACGUCUGGAAUACCUGAAUCUGGCCAUGAACAACGUCCAGCGAAUCGAAAACUUGGAGGGAUGCGAGAACCUGCGAAAACUUGACCUCACCCUCAACUUCAUCGCGGAGGUCACCGGCGUUCACAACCUCUCCAAUAACAUCCAUCUUCGGGAGCUGUAA